UCACUCUUCUAUAUAUCCUUACAACGUCACUUUAGCACAAUGACCAUGGGCAAGAUCAUCUUUUACGAGGACAGGAACUUCCAGGGCCGUUCCUAUGAGACCAGCAGCGACUGCCCUGAGCUGACCUCCUACCUGAGCCGCUGCAACUCCUGCAGGGUGGAGAGCGGCUGCUUCAUGGUCUACGACCGCUCCAACUUCCAGGGCAACCAGUACUUUGUGAGAAGGGGCGAGUACUCCGACUACCAGCGCAUGGGCAUGAGCGACUGCAUCAGGUCCUGCCGCAUGAUCCCCAUGCACAGAGGACCCUUCAGAAUGAAGAUCUACGAGAGGGAGAACUUCGGUGGACAGAGUCACGAGGUUAUGGAGGACUGUGACAACAUGCAGGAUCGUUACCGCAUGUCCGACAUGCAGUCCUGCAACGUGAUGGACGGCCACUGGCUCAUGUACGACCAGCCCCAUUACAGCGGCAGGAUGAUGUACCUGAGGCCCGGCGAGUACAGGAACUUCAGGGACAUGGGCAUGAGCAACCAGAUGAGAGUCAACUCCAUGAGGCGCAUCAUGGAUUCCUGUUAA
This is a messenger RNA of Alosa sapidissima (American shad), 573 nucleotides long. RefSeq names its product gamma-crystallin M3-like. The coding region runs from base 40 to 573 and encodes 177 amino acids. Gene Ontology annotation, biological process: lens development in camera-type eye; visual perception. The record is from RefSeq and is a predicted model, not a curated record. NCBI's taxonomy places the organism in Eukaryota, Metazoa, Chordata, Actinopteri, Clupeiformes, Clupeidae. Gene Ontology annotation, molecular function: structural constituent of eye lens. The transcript has 3 exons.